Pseudoliparis swirei is the source of this 946-nucleotide messenger RNA. Its product is annotated as DELTA-sagatoxin-Srs1a-like. The coding region runs from base 166 to 660 and encodes 164 amino acids. Gene Ontology annotation, biological process: monoatomic cation transport; pore complex assembly; cytolysis in another organism. Gene Ontology annotation, cellular component: pore complex. NCBI's taxonomy places the organism in Eukaryota, Metazoa, Chordata, Actinopteri, Perciformes, Liparidae. Gene Ontology annotation, molecular function: channel activity. The record is from RefSeq and is a predicted model, not a curated record. The transcript is spliced from 3 exons.
AACCUGGUGUGUGUGAGCAGCUCAAGUAUAAAGUGACUUGACCACCACAUCCUGCCUGACACCAGGACCGACGACCGCUUUUAGCUUCUUCUUAACUCUGCGGAUCGUAAAAAAGGUCACACGGCCAGCCUCUUCACCGCGCCCGCCGCUCCGCACUCCGUCACAAUGCCUCAUCGCAUCUGCUCCGUUGAGAUCAACAACAACUCUGGCUCCUACACUCUCUCCAACCCGAGGGUGUUCACCGAGAGCGGCUGCUGUGAGGUGCCCCUGCCCCCCGUGGUGGGCCCCUGCUCAAAUGGCACCGCGUUGUUCAACAAGCACACUGGCAGUGCGACCGGUACCGUCGGCGUCUUCACCUAUGACAUUUUCAACCCCGAGAUGAACGACUACAGCCACUCCAUGGCGGUCAUGUUCUCCGUGCCCUACGACCGAAACCUCUACUCCAACUGGUUCGCCGUGGGCAUCUUCGACAGAGGAAGCAACUGCGACUUUGAUCUUUACGAUGCCAUGUACAAUGGAAGUGAGAAUAAUUUUGUCAGAGCAAAGGCCGAUGGCUCCUCCAUUUCUUAUGAGGGCGACUAUGUUAUUGUCAGUGCCUCCAUGUCAGACUCAGGAGAAGCAGUCCUGAGGGUGGAUGUCAGUGGUACUAGCAUGUAUUAGGACAGAAGCAACAUCCUACUGUUGCUAUAUCAGGUGAUCACAGUCAUUGUAAUAGAAUAUUUUCAUAUAAUUAAGGUUAAAUCAACUAACACAAAUGGUAACUGGCUGCAGAGGUGCUCAUCAACCAAUAUCCUUAAAAUAUGAGUUACACAUUAGAGUAAUCAAACACUAUGUUAUUUCUGGUGUGAUCGAAGUAAAAUAAAAGGGUUGAAACUGGUCUUCAUUUGAGCUUGAAGUUUAAAGAACAAAAUGAAUAUUUCAAAUAAAAAUCAUUCUUUCAAACCUU